Molecule: messenger RNA, 318 nt
Organism: Trichomonas vaginalis G3
Lineage: Eukaryota; Parabasalia; Trichomonadida; Trichomonadidae
Exons: 1
Coding region: 1-318 (105 amino acids)
Source: RefSeq, a predicted model, not a curated record
AUGGGAGGCGAUCAAUGGCCUAUUCCUCAGAUUGAAGAAUCACAUGAGCUCUUCUGCGAUGAUGUAAUGAGAUGUACAACAAAUGACAAGCUUUUCGAGAAGUAUAACAAUCUCUGCGAUCAAGAUCGCGAGACAAUUAAAAAUCAUUUCCUCAACAAUCAGAAAUGCAGAAUUCAGCAUACAUCGGGCUUCAAAUUCAAGGGUGCCCAAGACCAAUUAAUCUAUCUUGUUUAUUCUGUUUACAUUUUCAAUGGUGAUGAUGAACGUCCACAGGGCAGAACAAGGAGAAUGAGAAUAACUCAACUUGAUGUCAAAUAA